AUGAAUCCACCAAGUCCAUGUUCUGACCCGAACUCAUACUCCCACCCAAGUCCGUUAAACCGGCCCGAUAGAAUGAGCCGGUCUCACGAUGGAGUAAUACUAGCAUCAACUAAGCCAAAGAAACGGGUGGGUCGGACAAAGUUCAAGGAGACCCGACAUCCAGUUUAUAGAGGGGUCCGAAUGAGGAGAUCAAAUAAGUGGGUUUGUGAAGUACGUGAGCCAAAUAAAAAGACUCGAAUAUGGCUAGGAACGUACCCGACUGCUGAGAUGGCAGCUCGGGCUCAUGACGUGGCAGCUUUGGCAUUGCGUGGUAACCUUGCUUGUUUAAACUUUGCUGAUUCUGUUUGGCGGUUGCCUGUGCCGAUCACCAAUAAUCCCACUGAUAUCAGGAAGGCGGCAGCCGAGGCUGCGGAGGCGUUUAGGUUGAAAGAUAUGGAGGUUGACGGUGGUGAUGGGAGGAGAGAUGUGAGUGAUGAUAAGGGUUCUGAUGGGACGUUGUCGGAGAGUGAAGGAAUCACGACGGCGGAGGAGGUGGAGAGUUAUAUGGAUGAAGAGGCGGUGUUUUACAUGCACAGGUUGAUUUCUGACAUGGCAGAAGGUAUGUUGAUACCUCCACCUCCUUGCUUACGUGGAUGGAGUUCAGAUGACGUGGAAAGUCCAGAUGCUGACAUGUGUCUCUGGAAUUUCUCAAUUUGA
Messenger RNA from Lactuca virosa, 696 nucleotides. Lineage: Eukaryota; Viridiplantae; Streptophyta; Magnoliopsida; Asterales; Asteraceae. The record is from the annotation of a GenBank genome assembly.